Chiloscyllium plagiosum (whitespotted bambooshark) is the source of this 2300-nucleotide messenger RNA. RefSeq names its product lactosylceramide 4-alpha-galactosyltransferase-like. Gene Ontology annotation, biological process: protein O-linked glycosylation. The record is from RefSeq and is a predicted model, not a curated record. Lineage: Eukaryota; Metazoa; Chordata; Chondrichthyes; Orectolobiformes; Hemiscylliidae. Gene Ontology annotation, molecular function: acetylglucosaminyltransferase activity.
ACCUUUGUUUCAAUCCUGACACACCCAGUGUAACCUGAAUGCUGAAACAUCCGUACGCACAGCACAUGAUCAUUGGAGCACAAACACCUUUCAACACGUGAUCAUUACAGAACUAUCUUCAGUGAUGAAGGGUAUUGAAAAAUUUGCAGUAUUUUUCCUCCUGCUGGUAUUUGCCCUUGCUGCCUACUUGCUUGUAAUUCCCUCUUUGAAUAAGACGAUUUUAAAAUUAAGUGAGUUGCCAAAUACACUGGCAAACUACAUGGGCAAUCCAGUUGACACUGAUCGAAUUAAAUUACCAACAUCAAGCUACACAGUGAGUGUGAAAUACCCACACCCAUCCACAGACCCGGGAAUCAUGUUUCUACAGACGUCCAGUCAACUGAACCCUUCCUCACUGGCCAUGUGUGGCAUCGAAUCAGCAGCAAGACUAAACCCAAACAAACUAGUUUAUUACUUCAUGAAAGCAUUCAAUGGGAAUAUAUCUGUGUAUCAGGAACCUGAGUACAAAGGGAUCCGUCUUCUUUCUUCAUUCAAGAAUGUCAUCAUCUUGCCCUUGAAUCCUAAAGAAUUGUUCAACAACACACCCUUAGCUGGAUGGUAUGAGAAGGUAGAUCCCAGCAAGGAAAGUUACUGGUUCCAUGUACUCGCUGAUGGCUGUCGGCUAGCCUUGCUGUGGAAGUAUGGGGGCAUCUAUCUGGACACGGAUAUCAUUUCACUCAAACCCUUGGAAUUCCAAAAUUUUAUCGGUGCAGAAUCAAUAAAUUUUGCAAAUAAUGCAGCUUUGGGAUUUAACCGGUCUCAUUCUUAUGUUGAGAGUUGCUUGAGGGAUUUUGUUGAGAAAUUCAAUGGAGCAGCUUGGGGCCAUCAGGGUCCUAGACUGAUAACCCGGAUGGUGAAGAAAUGGUGUGGAACUGACAAUCUUCAAAACCUCUUCAACAAAGAAUGCAAAGGGAUUAUGUUCUUGUCUGACAACUGGUUUUACCCAAUUCCAUUCAACGAUUGGAAAAAGUACUUUGAAACAAAUCGAUGGAACAAAAACAAUGAUGAUAUUGAAAAGGAAUUCUCAAAGACGAAGGGGGUACAUGUUUGGAGUUUUUUAUCCAGUCGCCAAAAAAUUCAAAUCAGAGGAAGUCAUUCUUUACUCGAAUACUUCUUCAUUACAUACUGUCCAAGCACAUAUGAAACUCUCCCAAAAUAGAGUGUGCUGUGAGUGUCAGUUUACAUAUUGCUUUGAAUUUUCCCUACUAAAUAACUACCUGUAACAAACCGAUCAUGAUGGGUGGCUCUCUACCUCAUCUUACUCUAUCUUCAUCUGGAUCUUUCUACUGUCUUUCAGGCAUAGAUGGAAGGGGACAAGUGCGAUCCUGCCUCGAGUUUUCCUCUCUAACGUUCUCCCAUCUUACCCCAUCACCUGCUCCCUCCUUCCCCCAAAUAAUCCUGGAAACCAGCUCCCAUUUUAAUAAAAAGUGAAAGACUGCAGAUGCAGGAAAUGUGAAACAAACACCAAGAACACGGGAAAAACUGAGCAAAGAACUUCUGGACCCAAUGCUGUUUCUCUUCCUCCACAGAUGCUGAGAGAUAUGCUGAGCUCCUCCCACAUUCUCUGUCUGCUUUUAUUUUUUGUAAAGCUAAGUGCAAUGUCCUGGGAAAGUGUGCAGUAAAAAUUACCAAGAUACACUGGCCCUUAGGUUAUGUCACUGGGCUAAUAACUUAAAGGUACGGGUGAAUAGCAUGUGGACACGGGGUCAACUUCCACCAUGGAAUUUAAAUUCAGUUAAUUAACUUGGAUUGGAUGAUUGCUGUAAAAAUCCAUUUGGUCUAAGAAUGUCUUCAGGGAGAGAAAUCUGCCAACCUUACUUGGUCUGGGCUAGGUGUGACUCCAUAGCCAUUUCCCUGACAUGGCCUCGUGAGCUACUUACUCCAUCGUAUUAAACCACUACAAAGCCUAAAAAAAGGAAUGAAACCAGACGGACCACCAGACAUUGCCCCAGCCGGUGUUACCAUCCAGAACUAUAGUGCUAGCUCUAUCCAGCCUGUAAACUCCUUCUUACUAACAUCUGUGGAUUUGUGCAAAAUGGGAGACUGUCUCACUGACCUAUAGAGCAAUGCGCUGACAGUUGAAUGACAUGGAUGUCAGGUGAAAUUGUGAGAUUAGCUAAGAGGAAAAAGGAAGCAUUCAUAAAAUCUAGACGACUGAAGACAAAUGAAGCUUUAGAAGAAUAAUGGGAAUGUAGGACCAAUCUGAAAUUCGGAGUUAAGAGGGCUAAAAGGGGUCAUGAGAUAUCUUUAGCAAUCAGGAU